Tricharina praecox is the source of this 1804-nucleotide messenger RNA. RefSeq names its product exonuclease V. The coding region runs from base 144 to 1499 and encodes 451 amino acids. Lineage: Eukaryota; Fungi; Ascomycota; Pezizomycetes; Pezizales; Pyronemataceae. Gene Ontology annotation, molecular function: single-stranded DNA 5'-3' DNA exonuclease activity. Gene Ontology annotation, cellular component: nucleus; mitochondrion. The record is from RefSeq and is a predicted model, not a curated record. The transcript is spliced from 3 exons. Gene Ontology annotation, biological process: interstrand cross-link repair.
GGGCGUGGAUCACCAAGACGCCGCCUCUGACUACGGUAGCGACAUAGACCUCGACGACGAGCAGCUUCUCCUUCUGCUGGAUCCUCCAUCCGCAUAUACGCUCCCCACGACCGCAAAUUUUGCAGACGAAGUCCGACUUCACGAUGCGGGCAACGAUGGCGAUGCAGCGGUGGCAAUCGUCUACCCAACUUUACCCCAGUGCAUCUCCGUGUCCCCUCCUCCUCCCACGGACAGCACACGCGCUUUCUCCCAGGAGUCCAAUAGCACUGAAGACGCAGACUCGCAGUAUUUCGAGUGCACAGAAGCAAUCCCUCGCAGCCGUCGGCGCCGCCGCCACGCCUGAACCCAGCAGCCUAUCGCUCUCCUCGCCAUCCGCCGAAGACACGCGCUCGCCCUACGAUCGCUUCCGCUCGCGGCGAAAAGCACUGUCGGUAACAGACCUGGUCUCGAACAUAUGGUGCGAGCAGCAGUUCGAAUACACGCUGCUGCGGGGGUUCAAGCGGAAAACGCCACAGAUGCGCCGCGGGACACAGGUGCACAAGGCCCUCGAGGAGCAGGUGCAGACCGCCGUGCCCGUCGAUGUCUCCUCAAAGAGGGAGGAUGCCUGGGGGCUCAAGAUGUUCAAUAUGUAUCAGGGACUGGCAAGCCUCAAACAUAACGGGCUGACCAGGGAGUUGCCCGUGUUUGGCUUCCUCGGCAAUACUUUUGUCCAGGGCAUCGUCGAUGAGGUGUCGUUUGUGCCGCCGCAUACGAGGGCGGAGGAGAGGAGGCGGACGGCGGCGACGGCGGCGACGGCGGCGGCGGCGGAGAGGGUAGCCGGGGAGGAAGAUCCGGAGAUUGUGCUUGGGGAGGAGGAUACAACCGAUGCGUUUGGUGUUCCACCAAUGGGUGAAAGAAUUGCGUACCUCUCGGAUACGAAAACGCGAGUAUCGCGCUCCCUCCCGUCGUCCUCGCAGGUGCGCGCCACCGCGAUCCAGCUGAUGCUGUACCACCGGUUGCUAUCGCACAUGCACUUGGGAACAGUAGAUCUCGGGAAGGCGCUGGAUCUGUUCAAGCUGGACGGCGGCGUGGAGUUCUCUGACAGUUUUAUCGCCCAGAUGGCGGGGCUGGAUAGUGGAAUUUCGCUAGAAACAUUGCUGGAGCAUAAUUCCAUCUGGGGGAUGUGGGAGCUGGUGCGGCGGCAGGCGGAGGAGAGCAUGGACGGCAUCGGGGCGGAGACGGGCGUCUCCUACCGCAGCCAGGCCGACGGGAGUAUGAUCGGCUUCAUGCCGCUGAAGCAUGAUGACAAGGCGCUAGAUGCGCAUCUGGUCGAGGUUAUGAAGUGGUGGAAUGGUGAGCGCAGCACGGUCGGUGUCGAUAUCGAGGAUGCAUGGAAAUGUGGGUCAUGUGAGUUUCAAGACACGUGCGAAUGGAGACUGUCGAAGCUCCAGCUGGAUCUGCAGGGGAGGAGCGCGAAGAAGCGGAAGUUUCCCGCGCGAAAGCGCUCGGUUGUGGUGUAGAUUUAGUUACAUGUGGCACGCUUCGCACGGUGGUGGCGUUCUUUGUGUAUUUUCGUGUAAAUUACUACUUUGUAUAAUACGGAUGUAAAUAUACAGAAUAGAGCAUCUUGCAGAUACACACUCAUUGGUCUUCUGAUCAUCGUUCGUUUCUUCCACCUCAUUACUCCAGCUUGUCCAAAUGCUCCAGCCUCGUCAACACAACCUGCUUGCUUGUCUCCUCGAUUUCCCCCGCUAAAAAUACCUCGUCGAGGAUAGCAUAGACCUAUCGGCACGCAUCAGCCUUCCCCGGCCCAUAUUCGCCCUCA